Messenger RNA from Osmia lignaria (orchard mason bee), 2700 nucleotides. RefSeq lists its product as uncharacterized. Gene Ontology annotation, molecular function: DNA-binding transcription factor activity, RNA polymerase II-specific. Gene Ontology annotation, biological process: regulation of transcription by RNA polymerase II. Lineage: Eukaryota; Metazoa; Arthropoda; Insecta; Hymenoptera; Megachilidae. The record is from RefSeq and is a predicted model, not a curated record. Gene Ontology annotation, cellular component: nucleus.
GGCGAGUAUCGUCGGUCGGUACUUAGGUACGUGUGUUUGUAGGAGUAUAUAUAGGUGACGGUCGCGAAAUAUAGUAGCAGCCAUCUUAUAUUUUGUGUCGGAGAAAAACAAUUUGGCCGUACAAAUGUUUCGCGAUUGUCCGUGAAGCCGCUCGAGAACGGGAGGCGUGCGCUCGAUGAGGCGUGACGUUUUUCGACCCUAGCUCGGACCACUACAUUAGCAAAGGUGGAUUGGUACGCAGGAUAUGAGCAGCUUGUCAAGCGCAACCUGACUCUGCUCCCCCAAGAAGAAGCAGUGCAACAGCAGGAGCCGCAAUCACAACAGCUGGCUCAGCCGCAACAGACUGAUAUAAUGACGUCCAUGUUUGAACAACAAAUCAAAAGCGAACCCAUGGGGUUCUAUUCUGUUGCAUCAAGCCGCUCGGAUGGUUCAAAUUCAAUGGUGAAUUUGUCUGAUGAUCGGGAAGACCUGUCUCAACAAGAGGAUCCUCUGUCGACCCAGCAGCAAACGACUUUACAGUUAACCCAGCAACAGGGUCAGCAACAAAUACAACAGAAUCAACAACAGACGCAACAGAGUCAACAGCAGCAGAGUCAGACUGUGCAACAAGAAGUUCCAAGCCGCCAGUCAACGGGUCAACAGACGGUUAAAGAAGGUUCCCGGUCAAAACCACAACCUUGUAAGGUAUGCGGCAAGGUGCUAUCCUCUGCUUCGUCUUAUUAUGUACAUAUGAAACUUCACUCGGGCAACAAACCAUAUCAUUGUACUGUAUGCGAAGCAAGUUUUUGUCGGAAGCCAUACUUGGAAGUGCACAUGAGGACGCACACGGGAGAACGACCUUUCCAAUGUGAGCUGUGCUUGAAGAGGUUUACUCAGAAGAGUAGUCUUAAUACUCACAAACGGGUACACACAGGAGAAAGACCGUACGCCUGCGAUAUUUGUCAGAAACGUUUUGCAGUGAAAAGCUAUGUGACGGCCCACCGUUGGAGUCACGUUGCUGAAAAACCAUUGGUGUGCGACAGAUGUUCGCUAACGUUCACGUCCAAGAGUCAAUUCGCAAUACACAUCCGUACCCAUACGGCGAGUACCACGUACGAGUGCAACAUUUGCGGGCGUACGUUCGUACGCGACAGUUAUCUGAUACGGCAUCAGAAUCGAGUACACCGUGAUAUGAAUCAAAGCAGUACAAAUCACAAUCCGGCUACGCCGCAGAGUACCGGUGACGGUACACAAGGUACAGGCUUCGAGAGCCCAGUUUGUGAUUUACGCUACAGCGAAGGACCUUCUUCGUUGGAUGGAUUAGCUGGCUCUAAAGGAGGGAUUGCAGCUGAAAUCGCAAGUUUAGCCAAGCAAAAUAAUCUUCAACUUCCUCUACCACUGUUACAUCCGCAGACAACCAACUAGUGUUUAGACGGCAGCGUGUCCGACUCCCUACCGCAACACCAGUCACCGCAGCAAGUAGUAUGUCCCACCUCGGCGUCAUCGCCAUUCACACUUAAUUCACCUGUGUCUCACGAGCACACCACACCGCAGAGUGUCUACCAAACUACGGGCUCAUCCAGUUCGCUGGAUAGCCUAAGCUCCCAACUCUAUCCGCAAAUAUCAUCAUCCCCUAUAGAAUCAUCGGAGUCGCAUCAUCAGUCUCAUCAACUGCAUCGCGGCAUACAUCCGCCAGGGCUUCAUCCUGCACUAUAUUUAUACGCUCAGUACUCGAAUACGAGUUCCCCGAUCUCGUACCCCGAAUAUAUUCAACGCAACAAUUGAAUAAAAGUCAGUUUAUGCCAGCAAUCACGAUAUUUACCACGAACGGAGUGGACGGAUCGGCCGCGACACGAGGCGCUACCAAACCACGGACUCUUCGAUCGCGUGUCAUUUAAUGGUGCUGGUUAAACAAAGUGCCUAAAAUAAGCAUCCGGCUUUCUGGAUCGUCACGGAUGCUUAAUUACGAUCGUGGAUUAAUAUUAACGCUAAAACAAUUUUUACGCACCUACAUUGUUUCGACUCUUACUGUCUUUUAUUUUUUUUUAUUUUUUUUAUUUUUUUUUUUUUUAAUUUUUACUUCUAUUUUAACGAAAAUCAAGUGGAUCAAUUGUAAAUUGAUGACCGUUUUUUACACCGUGUCUUACUGACAUAGUCUUGGAUCCAUCUAAUGGAUACCACGUUGACGAAGCGUAUUUUAACGAGAAUUAAAUAGCACCGUUCGAAGGGACUUUUCCUCGUUUUUAAUGAAAACCGUUCUGUCGUGGUACAUCGAUGUUAGCAUAAACUAAUGCGUAAACACGUUUCUACACUAGUUUUUCCAAGUUUCCGCACUUCUUGAUUUUACCUAUUUUCAUUUUUCCAAUCACAUCUGCGAGUACAUAUACAUAUAUAUAUUAUCUAUGUGUGUAUAUAUAUUAUGCGCGAGAAACCAUUACACAUACACAUAUUUAUAUUAUAUUUUUAAAGGAGUUUAGUCACUUGGAUCUGUGAUAUAGAUAGUAAUUAUUAUCUACAAUGUUUAAAACUAUUGGUUUUACUAUUUUGAUGGAUAUCAAAGCGAGGAAACAAAAAGAAAAGAAAAAAAAAAUAAGAUGAAUAAUAGGAAAGAAAGAAAGAAAAGCAAUGUCACGGAGCGAUGUAGCUAUCAGAAUUUAAACGGACAUUGGUCUCUACCGAAGGUGUUUGGUAGACACCCUACUACUACUUUUACAAAACAAA